Arvicanthis niloticus (Nile rat) is the source of this 615-nucleotide messenger RNA. RefSeq names its product pre T cell antigen receptor alpha (gene Ptcra). Gene Ontology annotation, biological process: negative regulation of thymocyte apoptotic process. The record is from RefSeq and is a predicted model, not a curated record. Lineage: Eukaryota; Metazoa; Chordata; Mammalia; Rodentia; Muridae.
AUGCCUCUUCACCAGUGGGCCAUGGCUAAGACAUGGCUGCUGCUUCUCCUGGGCCUCAGGUGUCAGGCUCUACCUGCAGGCAUCGCUGGCACCCCCUUCCCUUCUCUGGCUCCACCCAUCACACUGCUGGUGGAUGGAAGGCAGCACAUGCUGGUGGUUUGCCUGGUCCUCGAUGCAGCACCCCCUGGCCUUGACAACCCUGUCUGGUUCUCAGCCGGCAAUGGCAGUACACUAGACGCCUUCACCUACGGGCCCUCUCCAGCACCAGAUGGCACCUGGACUAGCCUGGCCCAGCUUUCCUUGCCCUCUGAAGAGCUGGAAGCCUGGGAGCCCUUGGUCUGCCACACCAGGCCUGGGGCUGGGGGCCCGAACCGAAGUACAGCCCCUCUCCAGCUGUCAGGGGAAGCUUCCACAGACAGGACCUGCUCUCAGGCGCCUCUCAGGGAGACACGGCGUCAGGUCCUGCGGCUGAGCGUUGUGCGUCUGCUCCUCUUCAAGCUGCUUCUGCUCGAUGUGCUCCUGACCUGCAGCCGCCUCUGUGUGCUGGCGGGCCAGCACCUACGGCCACCAGGCUCAUGCAAGCCCCUGCCUCCCACCCACCAAAUUUGGACAUAG